This is a messenger RNA of Cyclospora cayetanensis, 1950 nucleotides long. RefSeq lists its product as uncharacterized. The transcript is spliced from 6 exons. Lineage: Eukaryota; Apicomplexa; Conoidasida; Eucoccidiorida; Eimeriidae. The coding region runs from base 1 to 1950 and encodes 649 amino acids. Gene Ontology annotation, cellular component: mitochondrion. Gene Ontology annotation, molecular function: GTP binding; GTPase activity. The record is from RefSeq and is a predicted model, not a curated record.
AUGUCACGGGGUAGGGGAAGCGACACGCACACCUACCCCUGUAAAUGCAAAGCUGCGAACACGGAACGCUUCUCCGCGGCUUUUCAGAGAUCCUCUGAGCACACAAGGCCAUCCUUCCUCCCGCAGCAGCAGCGCGAGCUGUCGACAUGGGAACCUGCAUGCUAUGCAGCAUGCGGCGCGGUGGAGGAGGCGGCAGCGCCAGUCUCUGCGAUUUCGCACUGCGCACGGCUCUUCAUACGCACUCCCAGUGGGGUGGCAUCCGUUCCCCCUCUACUGGGAAGCCGCCCCAGUCUGCUUUUCGGCAAGAGGAGUGCAAGCAGCAGCAGCAGCAGCAGCAGCACAGAGGCGAGCGGGAAGCGCUUUUGCGACAGCAAGCUGGUGCGUGUCAAGGGGGGAUCGGGAGGUUCUGGUGCAGUUUCUUUCGUCAAGCACAUCCAGCAUUUUCUAAUGGGGCCUGGAGAGCCUUCUGGAGGGCGUGGAGGAGACGGAGGCGACGUACUGCUUCGCCUGGCGCGAUGCCAGGGGGGGGGGGAAGGGGGCCCCUUGAGGGGCCCCCUGGGGGGCCCCCUGGAGGGGGGCGGCCUUGGGGGGGGCCCCCCUGUCGGUGCGCAGGAUCUCAGUGCAGUUAAAGGCUUCGUUUGGGGGGCCCCUGGGUGUCAUGGGGGUCGACACGGCUUGCCAGGGAGGCGCGGUCGAGACGCUGUGAUUGAGGUGCCAGGCAGCUGCGUAGUGUGGAGAGUUGAGGAGAAGUUUUUCUCUGAGGGACUGAAAAUCGAAGGCAGCGCGCUUCAACAUUCCCAGGAUACGCCGACGGAGGGGCUGGAAGUACCUCAAAUGCAUGCAACACGCCUAAAGCGCCGCAUGCGAUUUCUCGGACUGCUCGAUCCUUCCGCCGCUGCUGCUGCCGCCGUCGCCUCUGCUUCCAGAAGCAACAGCAAUUACAACAGCAAUAGCAAUAAUGAAAGCAAUAGCAAUAACGAAAGCAGCCUUCAAGAUCUUGCUACCCAGUUAUUGCAGCUAUUGGGCCCGAGAGUUUUAGGGAGGGAGAUGCUGCUGGCUCAAGGGGGGAGGGGGGGGCGAGGAAACUGUCGGAGGUGUCCAUACACCGCAGAGGAGGGGAGCGAAGGGCAGGAGCAGCUGCUGCUGCUGCAGCUCAGGUUCCUCUCAGACUGCGCUCUCAUAGGUCUCCCCAAUGCGGGGAAGUCGCUGCUGCUGUCAGCCCUCACGCGCUGCGCCUCGCUUGCUGCUCCUUGGCCACAUAGCACCACCAAACCAAAGGUCGGACACAUUAUGCUGCAGCAGCAGCAUAUUAUGCAGCAGCAGCAGCAGCAUUUAUGGAGCCUUUCGAUGGCAGAUCUCCCAGGGCUUCUCCCCGAGGCAACUAACGCCAUUGCCAGCUGUGCUCCACGACAUGCAGAAGGCACGCGAAUGGUUGUUCUCGUCGUGGACGCUGCUGCCGCUGCGUAUCAUGACACUAGCAGCGGCAACAGUAGCAGUAGCAGUAGCAGUAGCAACAGUAGCAGUAGCUCCUUUUGCAGCAUGCUGCACACCCCUCAGCUGAGCUUGUGCGAAGUCGACAAGCUGUGGCGGCUGCUUCAGCAGCAGCAGCAGCAGCACGCCGCUCACAUCAAGGGGCUGCUGCAGCAGCACUUUGAGGACCUCUUCACCCUGCAGGAUCGCGAACUGCAGGAGGGGGAGGCGCAACGGCAGCAGCUGCAGCGCUCAGUGCAAGUCAUACCCGUUAGUGCGAAGGAGGGGCUAGGCCUCUCCCGCCUGUAUCGACGGACGGACGCUGCUGCUGCAUGCAGUCGGGGCUUGCGUGCGGCCCCACACCACCACUCGGCUUCCAACGCGGCUCUCCCCGAGAAUAUUUACACUAUAAAAGCUGUGGAAUUGUGGCUUGAAGUGGAGAUUCAGCUCGGCGUAGUGUUCUCUCGUUCGCGAGGCUGA